UCUCUUCAUUCCCCCAACAAAUCUAGUAUCGCCCUCAAUCAUCAAAUACAAAAAAUUCAAACAAGAUGAGCGUGUACGACAUUCUGUUCCGGGUAGAUUCCAUCUGCAAGAAAUACGAAAAAUACGAUAUUGAGAAGCAGCGCGAUCAGAAUGCCUUCUCGGACGACGCCUUCGCCCACCUCUACUCCACCUUCGACUCCCAAAUCGACCUCGCUCUCAAGAAAUCGAAGUUUGCUGCGUAUGAGACGGACAGGGCGACCGUGGUGGCGUUGUAUGCAGAGGUGCGGCGCAUCAAGGCCAGGCUCAUGGAUGAAGUGCCUAAGUUGAGGAAACUUGCUCAAAGGAAGGUGAAAGGCAUGUCUAAAGAAGAACAAGAAGCUCGCGUUGAGCUGGUUGUCACGCUUCCUGACAGAAUCCAAGCGAUACAAGAUGGCAGUAGAGGUGGUCCAGCCACAGAAAUAUUUGGUUCAUCGUCCAACAAGCACAUCAAAUUUGACUCUGAUGGGAAAAUGGAUGAUGGUUUCUUUGAAGAAUCUGAGGAAUCGAGCCAGUUUAGGCAGGAAUAUGAAAUGAGGAAAAAAAAGCAGGAUCAAGGUCUUGAGGUGAUAUCAGAGGGCUUAGAUACAUUAAAGAAUUUGGCUAAGGAUAUGAAUGAGGAAUUGGAUAGACAGGUCCCCUUGGUUGAUGAGAUUGACACGAAGGUAGAUAAGGCAUCAAGUGAUCUCAGGCAUACUAAUGUCAGGCUGAAGGAGACACUUACAAGGGUGAGGUCGUCUAGGAACUUCUGCAUCGAUAUAGUUUUGAUUAUCAUUCUUCUGGGAAUCGCAGCCUAUUUAUACAAUGUGUUGACCUAUUAGCCAAGGCCGUAGUUCUUGAAGACCUGGAGUUUCCUCUAUCACAUGUAUGUUUAGUGUGUCAAUUGUUAUUAUCAUAAUCAUUUAUUCCUAAUAAAUCUUGUUGGCACAUUCUGUUG
This is a messenger RNA of Salvia hispanica, 973 nucleotides long. Its product is annotated as syntaxin-71-like. The record is from RefSeq and is a predicted model, not a curated record. Lineage: Eukaryota; Viridiplantae; Streptophyta; Magnoliopsida; Lamiales; Lamiaceae. Gene Ontology annotation, biological process: vesicle fusion; intracellular protein transport. Gene Ontology annotation, molecular function: SNAP receptor activity; SNARE binding. Gene Ontology annotation, cellular component: membrane; endomembrane system; SNARE complex.